AUGGAGGAGACGAGUCACAGAAGUAGUAUAGAUUUUCAUGGUAAUGGAGAGGAAAGUUCAUUCGAGUUCUGGCCGGUUCAGCACCCCUCUGAACCGCCGGAGGAAGACAGACCCAUCGAGUGCCCAAUGCCUGCAGACUCAUCUGUUAUAAAUGGUAAUAACAAAUUGCAGCAGAAAUUUUCUGAGAGAUUGCAGAGAAACUCAGCAGUGUUCAACAGAGAAAAGAGACUGGAUCGUGUGCUUCCAAUUCGGGCAACACGCAAGAGGCAUCACGGAGAACCAAUGACAAAACCUUUAUUAGGGAGGCAUUCUCUUGACCAAUUUCUUCCACCCCGCGGUGUUACAAUGUUUCAAAUGCUAAACAAGUUCGAUUCUUGA
Messenger RNA from Fraxinus pennsylvanica, 378 nucleotides. NCBI's taxonomy places the organism in Eukaryota, Viridiplantae, Streptophyta, Magnoliopsida, Lamiales, Oleaceae. The record is from the annotation of a GenBank genome assembly.